Molecule: messenger RNA, 7564 nt
Organism: Monodelphis domestica (gray short-tailed opossum)
Lineage: Eukaryota; Metazoa; Chordata; Mammalia; Didelphimorphia; Didelphidae
Gene: IFRD2
Product: interferon related developmental regulator 2
Source: RefSeq, a predicted model, not a curated record
AGGUAGUUGAGCGAAGAUGGUGGCGCGCGUGGCGUGCUGCCCCCGGCCUCUGCCUGUCUUUUCGCGGCGCGCGCUGGCGCGGGCGCCUAAGAGCACGAACCCCGACGCGAGUCCCCGCCGGCUCUGACCCCGCGCCCCCGCGCGCCGCCCGCCCGGCCCGGCAUGCCCCGCGCCCGCAAGGGACACGCGCCCCGGAGGGGAGGACAGCGCCGAGGUGGGGGAGCUCGGAGCAGCACCCAGGCCGACUCUCCCUCCAGUGACGAUGAAGCGGCUAGUGAAAUAUUGAGCCAUUACAGCAGUACCAGCGAGGGGGCCAGCAUCGCGGAGGAGAACCUAGGUAAUGAAGUGGUCGAUGAGCAGGCCCAGCAGGAGGAGCUGGAAGAGAAGCUCAAGGAAUGCAUCGACAAUGUGGCCGACAAGAGUGCCAAGACCAGGCUGGGUGCCCUGGAAAGUUUGCGCCUGGCCUUCUCCUCCAGAGUGCUUCUGGACUUUCUGCUGGAGCGCCGCCUCACCCUCACCGACUCCCUUGAAAAGUGCCUCAAGAAAGGGAAGGGAGAGGAACAGUCUCUCGCUGCCACUGUGCUGACCCUGCUGUGCCUUCAGAUGGGCUCGGGCCCAGAGGGAGAGGAGCUCUUCCAGAGCCUGCGGCCCCUCCUCAGCAGUAUCCUUACCGAUACCUCUGCCAACCUGGGAGCCCGGCACAGUUGUGCCACAGCCCUCGGGAUGUGCUGUUACAUUGCUGCAGCCGACGUGGAGGACCUCGUCUCGUGUCUUGCCUGCCUGGAGAGCAUCUUCAGCGGGGCCUAUGGGGAGGAGGCCUCCACGGCUCCGGCGCCCCUUCACCCCCUGCACUGCUGCGCCCUCCAGGCCUGGGCCUUACUCCUCACCAUCUGCCCCGGCUCCCACAUCAGCAGGGUUUUGGACAGCCAGCUGCCCCGGCUGCCCCGGCUGCUCUCCAGCGACAGCGUCCACCUCCGCAUCGCGGCGGGGGAGACCAUUGCCUUGCUCUUCGAGUUGGGCCGAGACCUAGAGGAGGACUUCCUGUAUGAGGAUACAGACGCCCUGUGUGGCACCCUCCGAGCUCUGGCCACCGACAGCAACAAGUACCGAGCCAAGGCUGACCGGCGCAAGCAGCGCUCCAUCUUCCGGGACGUGCUGCACUUCAUCGAGAGCGGAGAGUGUCAGGAAGAGACAAUCAAGUUUGGCCUGGAAUGUAUGUAUGUGGACAGCUGGGUCCGACGUCGGACUUACACGGCGUUUAAGGAGACCCUGGGCUCUGGGGUCCGCCACCACCUCCAGAACAAUGAGCUGCUCCGAGAUAUCUUUGACCUGGGGCCUGUACUGGUGCUGGAUGCUGCCGCCAUGAAGGCCAGCAAGAUUUCCCGCUUUGAGAAGAUGGGGGCAGGACCUUCUCUGUCUGCUGUGGUGGAGGAGGCCCUGGACAUGCAGUGAGGUCGGAGUAACUAUCCUCGACAUUUUCCAUCGUUUUCAUGUUUUUGGGUUUACAAAGUGCUUUAGGUCUUAGCUCUCAAGCUCUCUGAGCCACGAUGAAGGACAGAAACCAUUCUGUGCCUCAGUUUCCCCAUCUAAAAAAGGAGGACCACAGGAUUUGCACAUUCUGAGUCACCAGGUGAGGUGACUUGAGGAACCUCCAGAAAUGUGUUUUCUGUCUGAUGAGGGCCGGGAACUCUGAGGCAUCAUUCCCCUGCCUGGGUAUGGGAUCUGGUAGAUUGUGCCAUUUAUUGAUACAAAAAUCUCCUGUAGAAACAUAGAAAUGGGGAGGCUGUUUGGGCAUGUCAGUAGAGGCCGGAGGGAAGGAGGGCCAGGCUUCUGGGGGGAGGGUCGUCUGCCUGAUGUCCUGUUGAGUGCCGGCAGAGGGUCCUGGGCUCCAACAGGGGAGCUCAUUCCUCAGCUGAGGCCUCGAGCUUCGCUGCUAUUGAGCCGUCGCCACUGGUUGAGGCUGGCCAGCCGGAGCUUUAACAACGUCUCUUCCUGGACCCGGAGUGUGUGGGCCAGAACCCGAAGGGACUCGCUCUGUAGCACUGGGAAUGAUGGAAGGGAGAAGAGGCCUGCAUGACUUGGGGCCCACCUGGGGGCCCCCUCCCUCCUGCCCUGGGCUAAUAAUUGGAUUAUCUAUAGCACACUUUCUCUUCCUAAUCUGAUGUCCUGUAACCACCCAGCCCAAGUGCAGUCCAGCCAUGCCAGGGAAUAAAGAAAAGAGCAGAGGGUUGGGAGCCAGGAGACCCUGGGCAGAACUCUGCCAUUUUUUCCUGUCUGUGGGAUUGGGCCCUGCGGGCUUCUCUGUAAAAUGGUGUGGUACUAGGAAGUCUCCAGGGCCCUUUUCCUGAGAACAUGAUAGAACCCGAGCAAAGGAGGGAAAGAAUCGUGUCCGCCUCCCACACCCCCAAAGAAAACAGAGUUAACUUUGCUACUCUGGCACCCCCUUCCCCCUCACCCCCCAUCAGUCCCUCGCCCUGGUACCACUCAGGUAGACAGCCAGGAUGGCAAGGGCAAGGCAGGUGAGGAUAAGCAGCGCCAGCAGAAGCAAGAAGGCCCCACGCCCCUGGGCCGGGGUGCAGCCAGCCUGGACACAAAGGGAUGAGGGCAAUAUGCCCAUGAGCUCCUCCCAGUGCUGCGAGGCAGGGUCAUCAGUCAGGUAGGGGUGCAGGGUUCCUGGUGGAGACAGAGGUGUUCCAUUGCCCCUUCCUAGGGAGGACUCCCUCUCCCUGCCCACCCCUUCGAGAAAAAGCAUGGGCCAUACCUCCAUUGUGCAGGUCACUGAUGGACUCAACAGGGUGCAGGCUGACCUCAGUGAGGUGGCUGGCUGGAACAGUCCCAGAGCCCGGGCUCACCAUGAUGGGCAGGAUGGCAUCUGUGAGGGUCAGAGCUGCUGGUCUGAGUGGCGCAGUCCCCUCAUCCCCAGCAGAAAGGACCCCAUAGCAUGGCGUUCUUCCCCUGAGCCUAAAAAGGAAACCCACUGGUGCCCAGCCGCCUCCUUACCCCCUGGUGCCGGAGCAAGGGAGCUCAGAAGAAUGUCACACGUGUGUUCUUGCAGGCAGCACCCCCCCCUCACUCCACCCCCAAGCCCACAGGAUUAGGCUUGGUUUCUCUUCCUCCCCAUCCCCCUCCUGCCUAUGCCCACUCUGUUCCCCAAGGAGUCAGUCCAGGACAUAACUACUUAGGGUCCCCUUUAUGUCAAACCCAGGCUGGGAGGCCUGGAGAAAGGGAGGGAGGCAGUCUUUGGCCUCUGCUGUCUGACCACUUGCUGCACCGGAGCUCAGGGAGUUCCUCAUCUGAAUGAGAAACCCCCUUCCUCUGCCAUCUCCCAAUCUGAGGGAAGGCUGAACCCUCCCAAGGGGAGCAGGCUCACAGCAAUCCCCCCAAGGGGAAGAGGGAGCUGUUGGGGGAACGGAUCCUGAAGGGCUUUGAGUGAAAAAAAGCAUAAGCCCUUGGUUAAUGUCAGGAAACUAGGCAUUCAGACCUGGACAACACCUGGGCUCUUAAAGGCCAGAGAAGUAGCUCAGGUACAGGUACAAAGACACAGCCAUGGCCACUCUGAGAGGUCAGAAAGUGAGCAGCAAUGGGAAUGGGUGAAGAGGUCCCAACCCCCUCCCGCACCCCCACCAACCUCACCUUUUCUCCUAGGGCAUAGAUCAGAGAUGGAGCCAGGUGUCCUUGGCUCCCAGUGCCAUACAGCUGACUUAUCUUAGGCAGUUUAAGAGCUAGAAAAUCCUGCAAUCCCGUCUCAGCCCACUAUGCCUCUGGCCCCUUCCUAUAACCCUAGCCUCCUCCCACCAGGACCGGAACACAUGGCUAUUCCAGAACUCUGCAGCUGCCCAAGUUGCUACCUCCACUCCUAAACUCUGUCUUGGCAGACCAAUGACCUGUCUCCCAACCACUGUCCCCUUGGAAGGAGAACAUGGGCACGGCAUGGCAGGGCAUGGAUAGGAGGGAUGCUGUGUCCCUGAGUCCUUUCUGCACAAUCUGAUGGGCCAGACUGGAUCAUAAGAUGAGAGAAAUAGUCUUGGAGAAGAAGCUGUCCUUUCUGCUUAGAAGGGCAUCCGUGGUAGAAAGGAUGUCUCAUAACCAGUGGAAGGCCGAAGUUGGCUCGGGCACAUAGUGACAAGAAUAGGGGGUGCUCCUGUUCUAUACUCCUCACCCAGCUCCCCUUGGAAGGUCAAAAGAGAUCCUUGGAGCCUAGCAAAUGGAUGCCUGAAAUAGCCUCCUUCCAUUUCUCAAGAUUUUAAGGAAGUGACUGUUAGAAUGCCUCCCAGCUCAGCUUUGGGCAUUGAGGAUCACCCCAGCCCAGUACCUUUCACUCCUACGGCUCUGGGGUCUGAGCCCUGCCCUGUCCAGUUCUGCCUGCCACCCACCUACCUUACCUUCUCGGGCCUCCCCAGGCAUGGUCAGGUGUGGUGGUCAGUGGGGUUGGAGCCAGAUGGGUAGUGCCCUGGGCAAGGGGGAGGAGUAGAGACAGCAGCCAGUACCUUGCAGAGCCCCUGUCCAGGCCACUGGCUUCCCAAGGCACGUUUGCCCAGUCCAGAAAUAGUCUUGAGCUCAGCCUACAGGGGGUUAUAUUUAGAGGAGGCGGGAUUAAGAAGGGUAGGGGCAGAGGAGCUGAGAGCAGUCAGAAGUCCCAGGAAAGGCAGCCGGGCACACACAUUCUGGCGUGGGAACAUAGAAUGGUAUCAGGAUUUAGAGCUGUUAAGGAACCCGGAGAUCAUUUAAUAGGCCCCCUCAUCUUAUGUCUAAGGACACUGAGGACUAGAGAAGGUAGGGAGGUGGGCACUUGGCCCCAAAUCACCUAGUUAAGAAGUGGCCAGACUGGGAUUCAUAUCCAAAUCUAGUUCUAAGUCCAGCCUCUGUUAUACCAUAUCACUUUCUUCUCUGAUCCUGUACAGGGUGGCAAAAGGGGUGUUCCAUCUCUGAAUAUCGCUGUUUUGGUGCUAGGGGGAGUUAUGGUAACCUUCUGUUCCUAGCCCAGCCAGAAGGUCCUGGGAUACUUCAGGUGGAGGGCCCCAGAAUACCCUAGCUAGAAGGGCCUGGGAUAUUCCAGCCAGAGAUCCUGGAAUAAUACCACAGCUGGAGGAUUCUGGGUUACUCUAGCUGGAAGGUCCUAGGAUUCUCCAGCCAGAGGGUCCUACAAUACUGCAGUUGGAGGGUUCUGGGAUUCCCCAGAUGGAAGGUCUUGGGAUACUCUAGUCAGAGGGUCUUAAGAUACCCCAGAAAUGUUCUAGAAGAGGGUAGGACCCAGGUCUCCCUUCUGAUUCAAUUCAGAAAGGGUGUCACAGAACCCAUAGUGCCUCAUUUCCUCUCAGCUUGCUAUGAUAUGGCCAGUUUGGCAUGUCCCAGUUGUUCCCAUGUUCUCAUGUUCUCAAAUAGGCAGAUAAUACCCAGCACUGUAAGACUGUAAUUUAGAUAUAUUAUCUCAUUUAAUCCUCACCUUGAUCCUAGAAGGUAGGUGCUACUAUUAUUCCCAUCAUAGAGAUGAGGAAACUGAGGUUCAGAGUGGUUUGAACACUGCCCAGGGUUCAAAGUUUGAAGCAAGUUUGGGACUCAGGUCUCUGACUCUCAUGUCCAGUGCUCUGCCCAUUACACCACCUGGCUUACUUCCAUAUGUAGGAUUAUAGGAUUUAGAGCUCAAAAGGACUUUAGAAAUCACUUAGUCCAGCCCCCUGGUUUUUGUACAUGAAGAAACUGAGGUUGUAAGAGAUUAUAAAUAACAGAAUUCAAACUUUGGUCUUCUGGCACAAGUGCUGUGCUCUUAUGACUUCUUGCCCAGACUGUUGAAAUAGCCUCCUAACUGGCCUCUCUAGUUGACAUUCUGAGACCAAUUUUACAUCAUGGACUCCUUUGUCUGCCAAAGCUUUUCUUAGAAUAUUUUUAAAUGCUUGGAAUAAAAUAUGUCAAGUUUCAAAGGAAACCAAAGGUUAGUGAAAAUUAAGAUGGCGUCUUUUCCCCAUCCAGUUUUCUAGCCCUGUUCCCUCCCCCCUUCCCCCCAAUAUCUCCAUGGACCUAUUGGGCAUCCUCUCAAAAGUGUCUCCAUGCCAUUUCCCCAGACUCUGUGCCCACUCUCACACCUCACCUCCCACUGCCCUGCAAGCAGAAACACUACCCAGCAGGCCCAGGGAGCCUUCUGGACAUCCGUGUGGAUAAUCUGCUCUCAGAUGAGUCAUAACUUGCUAUGUUUUUAGGGCACAGACUGGGGGGGGGGUGUGGGAGAGAUGGCAAAGUAUGGCAUGAACAGAGCCUCGUUAGAGAUUGGUGACCAGGAAGAGAUACUGUGUGUGUAUGUGAACAUGGCAGGAUUGCAGGGCUUUGGCUAGCAUUGGGGAUCUUCAAAGGUCAUCCCCUCACACACACACAAACACACAUACCUGCAGACGCUUCAGGUUAGUGUGAUUUAGUAUAUGUUGCAAUAUUUGCUUGCACACCCACAUAAUGUACCAAUAGGCCAAAUACUUUUAUACUUUUGUGCAGGUAAAUACCUGGAUAAGCCCCCCUCCCCCCCACACACACACAUACACACAAAGUUACAACUUUACACGUCUACACUGGGAUAACCAGCCUCGGUGUUUCCCAAAGGCUUUAUGAAGCUUCAAGGGGUGUCAGACCAAGAACCCCAGAGGCACGCAUCUCUACAAACAUCAACACAUGCCCACGUUGUACCCAUGUGAUCGCAGAAUCCUUUUCUCAUAGAUUUCUAGAAUGUCAGAACUUGGAGGCGACUCAAGAGGUCAUCUUGUUCAAACCCUUUGCGGUAUAGGCAGGAAGACAGAGGCAGGCCCGGAAAGACAAAGGGACUUCUCCAUGGUCAUACAGACACUGUGGGCAGAACUGGAACCCAAACUCACUUCCAUCCUGAGGCUCCUGUCCCCUGUGCCAGCAACAGGAAAAAAAAGAUGGAGAGUCAAGGAGAAAUUGGGAGAUGUGAAGAGGGAAUCAAACUCUCUCUGUCUCUCAAUCAGUACUUUUCAGUUAAUCAAUCAAAAACUUAAGUACCCCUACUUAGUACCUCACCAGUCACUAAGUAUGAGGCUUCACAAGUCACUUGCUAGAGUGGGUGACAACUCCAGAGGCCCCCAGGCAGUGCUAGGCAAAUUGAAAGACAGAGAUUGGUUCCCAUAAAGUGGGGGAGCAACAAGAAGUGAUGUCAAGAAAACUGCUUUAAAAAGACCAGAGGAUUCAGUCUCAGACUGCAUCAGUGAGCCAGACUGGAGGAGGAGACUCUUUCCUUGGAUCCUGUGGUGGUGAGUGGAGUGAUUCCUUCCUUGGUUCUUCAGGGAGGAGACCCUCUCCACUGUUGGUGUUUUAUUGGGACACUCCCUUCAGCGUGAGUUCUGGUGAGAUUCUUGGCAGUCUUAGCCUCGUGUGCACUGAAGGUUCUCCAGAUUUCAGCUUUCUCAUGAGGACUUUGGAUUCUGGUGAGAUUUGCUUUCCAAUUCCCAAUUGUGGUCUGGAGACAUUAGGAUUAAACUCAGGGUAUUGAUAGCUAGGCAGUACUUUGUCUCUUUAUCUAUACUUUCACUUUCUACCUCUUUGUAAAUAAAGCUGCUAAAAGUUA